AUGAUAGGCUCAAAUUCAAAUGUUGAUGAAUCGCAUUUGAAUGCAAACGCACAAUCAUCAAUUGAACAACCGUCAAUAUUUGAUAUCCUCUCUCAAGAUAGUCUCACGAUUUCACUGAAACCCGCAAUUCGACACUUGAUAAAGUAUUUGUCAUCGAUAUGUCCGCAGAGAUUCGACACUGCAAGCAAAUGGUAUGAUGAACUGUAUACGGUUUUCGAAUUGGUCACUUCAGGUGCGUCAUUCUCGGAGAAUUUUUAUGGUAUCAAGCGAAUAGCGUUAUCGACGGGUUCGAUACCAUCAAGAGGCUUCGCAAGACUGAGAUCAUUGAUAAUCAUUGUUAUUUGGCCAUACAUAAAAGACAAACUGGAUCAGCUGCACGACCAGGUCUCUUUAUAUUUUCGUGUUCUUCCCGCAAACUACGCGAAUACCUCAUCAAAACUAAAAGCAGCACAAUAUUUUCACCGUAUAUAUCCAUGGUUGAAAUUGUUGAUGAGUGGUGUAACGUACAUGCUGCAGUUAGCAUACAUUCUGUCAACGUCACCCAUACAUUCACCAUUAUUGUAUAUGGCUGGUGUUCGACUGGAAAAGCUCUCAACAAAUGAUAUCGCUCAAUUCGAUUAUAUACCAGCGCAUUUACGUCAACAUGGUCUAUUGAACCGUUUAUGGCGUUACAUACUUGCGUUACCGGGAAUCUUCAGUCGUUUAUUCGCUUACUCCUUAUUGUUUGUUGAGUUUAUUGACUUCUUUUACAAUACCGACUUCGGUAUACAGCAAAGGUCAUCAACGAUCAAAAAAUAUAGCAACAAGAUCCCUGCGGCACCUCAUAAGCGUGUCAACGAAAGAGCCGUCAUGCUCCUUGAAUCAGAUAAAUGCCCGAUUUGCUUACGACCACGUCAGAACGAUACGGUUUUAAACGUUUCUGGCUAUGUUUUUUGCUACGAAUGCAUCAGUGAGUACGUUAGCAGAGAGCGUAAGUGUCCUGUCACUUCAUUGCCCGCAAAGAUAGAUAAUUUGAUACGGAUAUUUCAUGACAUUCACGGGUGA
Messenger RNA from Anisakis simplex (herring worm), 1044 nucleotides. The record is from the annotation of a GenBank genome assembly. Lineage: Eukaryota; Metazoa; Nematoda; Chromadorea; Rhabditida; Anisakidae.